Dibothriocephalus latus is the source of this 1599-nucleotide messenger RNA. The record is from the annotation of a GenBank genome assembly. Lineage: Eukaryota; Metazoa; Platyhelminthes; Cestoda; Diphyllobothriidea; Diphyllobothriidae.
AUGUCUGAUAACAUAAACAUGGAGGCUUGUUUGCCUUCGACCCAUAAGUUGUUCGGUGCAUGCAGCAAGCAGCCGCACUCACAGCAGGCUACCGAUCGGCCUACACGAGGCGAACUCAUACAGGCAAUCAAUAAUUUAAAAUUUAAACUGCAUUCGGUCGCUGAGUCACAGCCAAUCGUGCUGGUAGCCAAGCCAGGACAGAAGUUGAUUGGCUCGAAGGACCUAGUUUACACUCGUGCAAUGGAUGAAAAGGAGGAGCCUUCGAAAUCCUUUGUUUUCCCUGUUAUGAAAAAGGCAAUCGGAGAGUUAUUUGCUAAUGGAACCGUAACAAAGGAGGAUCUUGAGCGUUUUCAGCAAAAUUAUUGGGAGCAGAUGGUUCCGAAUUUCAGUCAAGCGUUAAAACUUCUCGACAUACAUGAUGUCAGCCGACACAGUGUCCUUUGGAGCAUAAACGACAGACUGUUAGAAGCGGUUAAAGCGAAGAUUCAGGCGAAAGCCAACGAAAAUGGCGACGAGCGAAAACUUCAGAAGCUGUGGCAGAAAUUAAUCAGAACGGGGAUGGCUUAUAUACAGCAUCCAUAUAUGCGUUCGGCCAUCAUGAUGGUUCUCGGUAAAAUGAACACGAUUAAAAGCCGGUAUGUAUCAUUGAUUGUAGAGAAUGAACAUCUCUACAAGGAUGCACCCCUUCCCGUUCUGCGGCACAUAUGGAUGUCACACGAGAAAAAAUUUAAUGAGGAAGUAAAAAACGUUUUGCAAACCUAUCAGAAUUCGUGGUUCGAGUCGCUACUGGAUGCCUUGUACGCAUCUGUCACUUCUAACUUGUCAUCGAAUUCGGAUACUCUUCCGCUCCUUUACUGGCCACCUCGCCGCAGGCGGCGUGACAACUCUCUUCUCAAAAUUGUGGAGAUGAUAGGAGAAAGUCAAGCAUUGUACGAAAAGACUCUUGAUUUUCUUCGCGAGGAGUGUCUUCGACUUCAAAUGGCAGUAGAGAGGUCGAACUCUCUGCGAAAGUUAUCGACUACACUUCCAGAUAUCUGCCUUCCACCUCCACCCAAAAGGGCACGUGAGUCGUCAACAUCCAGCAAGAAGAUAAAAAAGGAAGAGUCAUCUGUGCCUGAUCUAGAAAUUAAAUCGCUUCCUCCUGUUCCAUUUAUCUCGCCAGCUUUAUUGCCGAAUCCACAGUCGAUGGCGGCCACGGCUUUGUGCACUGUUCGCUUUGACCUCAUAAUGAGUUUCAAUGAAGCUAGACAAGACCAGAUGUGUAUCUCUGAUCCAAUUCAUCACUUUGUUUGGUGUAUGGAUGCAUGCAUUCGGAAUAAGAAGAUUGAUCGCCGCCACGUUUGCGAACUAGCUUACCACUUAACUCGUCAUCGGAGAAGAGCUUCAGUCCGACCUGGCCUAGAGUCAGAAGUUGGACUUGAUCAGGACACCUCCGCCGACUGGGCCCCAGACACAGACGAAAAAGUGCCCCCCAAGAAAAAGUCGGGUGAUAUCUCUUCGAGAUUGCCGAAACAUCAACGAGCUGGUGAUAAAAGAGCCCCAGCUUAUCCACCGGACCUCCAGCUGAAACACUACGGCAAAAGUAUAUUGAGAAUCUAG